This is a messenger RNA of Aplysia californica (California sea hare), 1022 nucleotides long. Its product is annotated as flocculation protein FLO11. The record is from RefSeq and is a predicted model, not a curated record. NCBI's taxonomy places the organism in Eukaryota, Metazoa, Mollusca, Gastropoda, Aplysiida, Aplysiidae.
GAUAAAAAGACAGAUAGAUAGAUGGUAGAGAAAUAAAGAGUAUUAGGUGAUUAAAUGACGCGUAAAGACACUGUUAUUCAUCUAUCCAUCAAUCCAUCCACUCAUCCAUCCAUCCAUGCCUGACCCUACGCCUUUCUUUCACGAUAUCUGGAACGCCGCAUGCACGCUUAUUUCACAAUUAAAAUUAUUCUCUUUUUCGUUUUUUUACCGACCAGGACGAAGGUCAUCCCUACUGUCCAGCCUCGUGUGGGACCCGGUCAGUGGCACGAGCGUGAUACGCCCUCCUCCUGCGCCCCCAUCACCCUCACCCUCAUCGUUAUCGUCGCCGGUAUCGUCGACAUUAUUACCAUUCUCGUCGUUUCCUUCGAACCCCGAGCAAUCCGCAACACAAGGUGAGACGAAAAAGCUCAGCACUGCUGCAGAAACCAAAGAAUCUGUCACCGAAAAUUGCGGGUCGGUACAAGGAAGAUCUACUUCUUUGCCGUGUGCGCCUGCAUCGAUUCUUGUGAAUUCUGAAGGUGUGGGUAACCCACCUUUGCAAGGAGUUUCGGACGUCAUUUUGGGAAACGAAGGAGUAUUAAGCCCAUGCACCGCAAGCUUUACUGAGCCUAGCAUCACAACUUGUAUCGCUGUUACCAGUUCAACGUUUGCCAGCGCCUGCGUAAACGGUGUGUCACGAGGUAGAUCUACAACACACAUUGUGAACAGCAACUGCUCGACGCCUGCAACUCCGCACCCACAGCCAUCUCUGACGUCUAAUAGUGAAACGACCGCGAUAAACUUUUCUACCAAACCACCGUCGGGAAUUCCCACAAGUUCUGAAGAGCUCGUUUUGGGAAACUCCGAAAAUCGCCUUGGUCAAUCGGAGCUAGAGAAAGCGAAAGCAUAUUUGAACAUCCGUAGGGCCACUCUCGCGGGCACGGCUGGUAGUCUCACGGCCCAUCCUGUCUGUCUGAAGCCAGAAACAGUUUCAUUCUCUGUGGCCUUUGGGGUGUUUGCCGCCGGAGCUCCAGAGAAGCAUG